AGGUGAUACCAAACGAAUAUGGCCACCGCGUCACACCCUCGUACGUGGCCUUCACGGACUCCGAACGACUCGUCGGCGACGCCGCCAAACUCCAGGACGCAAUCAACCCGGAAAACACUAUUUUCGAUGUGAAGCGACUGAUUGGGCGUCGCUUUGACGACCCCGUGGUACAGGCAGACAGGCAGCUGUGGCCAUUCACAGUCAUAGACAAAGAGGGCAUUCCUAAGAUUCAGGUCUGGUUCAAGCGUAAACUCGAGAGUUUCUACCCUGAAGAAAUAAGUGCCAUGGUACUGUCCACAUUAAAGAGUUCUGCCGAGGCAUAUCUUGGGACUCCAGUAUGCAACGCCGUGAUCACUGUACCGGCGUAUUUCAACGAUUCUCAGAGGCAGGCUACCAAGGAUGCCGGCAUCAUCGCAGGUUUCAACGUACUGCGUAUAAUAAAUGAGCCGACGGCAGCCGCACUGUCAUACAGACACGACGAGAUUGAAGAAGAACGAAAUGUGCUAAUUUUCGAUUUGGGCGGUGGAACUUUUGACGUAUCCAUUUUGAGCAUCGAAGAAGGCAUCUUUGAGGUUCGCGGGACAGGUGGAAACACGCAUCUUGGCGGUGAAGAUUUCGACGCCCGCUUACUGGAGUACUGUAUCAGUGAGUUCACCAGGAAACACAGACUGGAUUUGCGCAGUAACAAUAAGGCCCUAAGGAGGCUAAGAACGGCGUGUGAGCAAGCCAAGCGCACGCUUUCGACCGCAACGCAGGCCAGCAUAGAUCUUGAUGCGCUCCACGAAGGUGAGAACUUGCACGUGGUUAUCACACGCGCAUGUUUCGAGGAACUAAUCCAGGACCUGGUCCAACAGAUACGGAACAUUUUACAACAAGUCCUGUACGACGCGAACAUGACUAAAGAAAACAUAGAAGAAGUGGUGUUGAUUGGAGGGUCGGCGCGAAUACCGUACGCAGAGCACGUGGUGACGGCGUUUUUCGGAAAAAAACCAAGCAAGACCAUAAACAUGGAUGAGGCUGUCGCUCAUGGUGCGGCCAUUCAAGCUGCUAUCCUUAACAAGAACUCUCCCGAGACCGUCCCCGAUGUGCUUCUUGUCGACGUGACUCCUCUUUCUCUUGGCGUUGCGGUGCUUGAAGAAAACAUGGAUGUAAUCAUAGAACGGAAUUCGAAUAUACCCACAAAAAACACAAAAACAUACUAUAGCACUCAGGACAAACAAACUGAGUUCAAAAUCCAAGUAUUUGAGGGCAACGAUAUGAAGACGGUCAAUAACAAUAAAUUAGGAGAAUUUAUCUUGUCCGGUGUCCCACCAAUGCGUAAAGGAAAGGCUAAAAUUGACGUAACGUUUUACAUCGACGCCGAUGGGAUUGUUCACGUUUCGGCGAUGGAAACCACCACCAAGAACGAAAGCAGGAUAAAAAUCACGAGCAACAAGGGGCGGCUAUCGCAGUCCGAGAUUUUACGACUGACACAGAAAGCUGAAAUCAUGAAGCAUAAUGACGAGGCGAGACGACAAGUUGUCGAAGCGAGAGACGAGUUGGAGCUUCUCUGUCAGCGCAAACUGCGUGAGGGGCAGGCCCAUGUCAAAUAUUGCCAGAAUAUGUUAGCGUGGCUGGCUAAUGACGGCGCCACAGCGCAAAUUGAGGACAUCAUCACUAAACGGCGGGAAUUCCAACGGUUCAUCGAUAAUGAAAACUAAUACAAACUCAUAUCUUUGACCAUAUCACAUAAGUGUUUAUUUUGAACUUAACAA
Molecule: messenger RNA, 1754 nt
Organism: Hyposmocoma kahamanoa
Lineage: Eukaryota; Metazoa; Arthropoda; Insecta; Lepidoptera; Cosmopterigidae
Product: heat shock 70 kDa protein cognate 4-like
Exons: 2
Coding region: 285-1700 (471 amino acids)
Biological process (GO): protein refolding; cellular response to unfolded protein
Cellular component (GO): cytoplasm
Molecular function (GO): ATP binding; misfolded protein binding; heat shock protein binding
Source: RefSeq, a predicted model, not a curated record